AUGAACAAUGACAGAAUCAAUAAAAAAAGAGAUAAAUCAUCUAAUGAUGUUAAAAGUCUUUUAACUUAACCUAGCAUGUUGUUUACUCAAAAGGCAGAAGAGAAUAUCAUUCAUGUAAUCUAACAAGUACAACCAUUAAGGACUGAAAAUGAUUAACUUAAAAAUACUAUACUUGCUACAUAAAAUUAUUUAGAAGUAUUUGAUUACAUAUUGAAUAAAUUAGUAAUAAAGAGAGAAUCUAUCUCAAAUUAUUAGAGAUACUGAAAGCAGAGAACUUGUGAAGAGAAUUGCAGAUAUCCCAACGUUAAUAACUAUUUUAUAAGAAGAUAUGAAAACCAUGUAAGAAACAUUAAGGACAUGUAUUUCAAACACUAAUACAUAAUCUAGAAUCACUAUUAUUGACACAAUAAACUGACCAGUUACUAAUUUUAAAUGAGGAACGAAAUUCUAAUUAUGAGCGAAUUAAAAUAGAAGUUUCUCGAUAAGCAAUAGAACAAUAAUAAAUUAUAACUCAUCAAGAGGAAUUAAUUUAAUCAAAGGAUUAAACUAUAUAACAAUUGAAUCAAUUAAUUGAAGAUGAAAAUAAAAAAAUUAAGAAAAAUUAAAAUUCACAUUUUGAAGUUCUUGAUUCAUAUAAUGAAAAGUUGGAAGAGUUAACAAAUUAACUUAAUGAAGAAAUUGAAAAAUAAGCAUAAAUUAAACUUAAAUAUACAUAGAUGUUAUAAUAAUAAUAAGAGGAACAUCAUACAUAAGUAGCAAUUAAAUAAGAUUAAUAUGAAUUUGCUUUAGGGGAAUUAAGAAACACAUAUGAAAAACGUAUGGAUAAAUUAAUUAAAGACAGUGAAUUUAGAAUUUCAGAAGCAAAUAAAGCUUCAAUUAGAGCAAAUAAAGAAUUAGAAUAAGUUAGAAAUAAAUAUGAAUAAGAAAUAUAAAAAAAUGAGUAAUAAAUAAUCUUAAUAAAAAAUCAAUAAUUAUAGUUAUAAUAGUAAUAACAAUAAACAUAAUAAUUAAGAGCAGAAAUGCAUUAAUAAUCUUUAUAUCUUCAUUAAACAUAAGCUAUGAUUGCUAAUUUAAAAAAAAAUAAUAAUAUUGUUCUUACUGAAGGAUAAAUCUUAUUAGAAUAAAAGAUUUAAUAAUAAUUUUCUGAAAAUUUUUAUUUGACAAAUCCAACAAAUCAUUUUUCUAGUUAAACAUAAUUUUAAUAAGAAAUUGAUCAUCAAUAAUAACAAACAUCACCAUCUUUAUGGCCUUAAGAUAUAAGAUAAUUUUCUCCAUCUUCUUUUAAACUUAAUCCGAAAAAUGCUGAUCAAUAAACAACUUAAAUUUCUCCUAUAUCAAAUUAUAAAUAAACUUAAGAAAAAAUUCCAAAUCUAGAAUUAGAAGAAAUAAUGGAAUCAAAAAAAUAAACAAAUUUAAUGAAAAAAUUAAGAAAGAAACGAAAUCAACGAUCUAAAAAUAGAGAAGAUUAAUACUAUUAUUAAAUUAAAACAAAUGAUGGAAUGAAUUCAAAAGAAUUAAUGACUGGGCCUUCUCCAAAAUUAAGUGAGGAAACUCCAAAUUCUAAAUUUGUUAGUGUUAAUUUCACUUAAGCUUUAACUACUCAUCAUUCAAAUCUUAGAAGAAGAAGUAAAUUAUAAAUUAACUUCUCUAAUAAUUAAAUUAAAGAAUAAGAAAUUAAUCAAGAAGUUUAAACUUAAGAUAUCUCUUGUUAGACUGAAGAUUUUUUAUUAGAAUAUUUUUUAAUUAAUGAAAAUUAAAAAACUAUUCAUACUCAUCCAUAAGAAAGAUCUAAUAGUUAUUAUUUUUCACCAACUAAAAAAAAUUAAAUAUCUAAUAUAAUUUUAGAUAAUAGUUCUAAAAAUUAACAUUAAUUUAGUAAUUAAAUAUUGCAAAGUGAUUAAGAUGAAUUUUAAGUUUUAUAGAAAGAUGAAGUAACUAUUCUUAAAGAAUAAAUUGCUUAAUUAUAAACAUAAAAUUAAAUACAAACUAAAAAUAUCACAGAUUUAUAAGAAAAAGCAUAAUAAAUGUAAGAAAGAAUGAAAGAAAAUGUUAAAUAAAUGAAAUAAUAAAUUUAGAGAAGUUCAUAAGAAAAUGAAGCUCUUUUAAAAUAAUUAGAAAAGCCAAAAGAAGUUGUUAAGAAAAAAAUAGAAUUAUAAAAACAUUUGGAAAACUAGAUUACACAAAGUGAAAAUUUAUAGAAUUAAUUAACAAAAGCAGCAGAAAUAAUAAAAUAUUUUAAUAAUGAACUUGAAAAUUAUAAGUAAAUGUAUAAUAUUUUUGGACAAGGUACUAAAUCAGAUAGAUUAUAAACCAAGAAAUUACCAAGUAUUUAUUAACCAUCUCCAAAAAGGAAAAUUGGAGAAUGUACUCCAAGAAAAUAAUAAUCAAUGUAUGAAGAAGCAUAGAAAUUAAUAGAUAAUCUAUAUGAUAUCAAAACACAUAAAAGAAAUUGA
Molecule: messenger RNA, 2453 nt
Organism: Paramecium sonneborni
Lineage: Eukaryota; Ciliophora; Oligohymenophorea; Peniculida; Parameciidae
Source: the annotation of a GenBank genome assembly